AUGGCCACCACUGCGAGCUCGGCCAAGCCCAAGGACGUGGCGCCGUUCCUCAAGAGCCUGCGCCAGAUCCUGGACACGGAGGACCCGCGCAUCCUGCGCUGGACGCCCGACGGCAAGGCCUUCGAGAUCCACGACAUGGCCGCCAUGAUGCAGCUCGUGCUGCCCAAGUACUUCAAGCACUCCAAGUACACGUCCUUCCAGCGGCAGCUCAACUACUUCAACUUCCGCAAGUGGACCAAGUCCAAGGCCGUCGUGUGCACGUUCUCCAACCCCUUCUUCCAGCGCGACGAGCCCGCGCUGUCGUGGCGCAUCACGCGCAAGAAGUCGCUGCACUCGGCCGACGGCAAGAAGCCCGAGAGCCCCGCCAAGAAGUCGCCGCCCAAGGCCAAGAAGGCCACGCCCAAGCCCAAGCUCAUCGUCAUCAAGCUGCCAGCGGGCGAGGCCAGCAGCCCGGCGUCCUUCCCGUCCCCCACGGACGCGAUCUCGCUGGCCAGCGCGCUGGAUCUGAGCAGCGUGUACGGCGAGGUGGCGGAGAUCCGCUUCCACGAACCGUCGAGUGAGGCCGCGCUGGCGGCGGACGACGCGUCCCUGGACUGGGUCGACGCGCUGUACUCGUCGCUCGAGCCGCUGCUGGACAACGCGGCGUACCCUUCCUUCCACGACCACGCGUUCGACUACGCCCAGCUCUGACCCUGCGUCUGAGGAUAGCCCAGUUUUGAGUUGGUGCCGUGCGCGUGUCAAGUGAGACUAUUUUAUUCGAGGUGAAUGUAUGUAGCGAGCCAAUACAGCCUCCAGCCCCCCUUUUGUACUGUAGCUGGGCCAUUGCCGUUCGCU
This is a messenger RNA of Phytophthora sojae, 834 nucleotides long. RefSeq lists its product as hypothetical. The coding region runs from base 1 to 690 and encodes 229 amino acids. NCBI's taxonomy places the organism in Eukaryota, Oomycota, Peronosporomycetes, Peronosporales, Peronosporaceae. The transcript has a single exon. Gene Ontology annotation, biological process: regulation of DNA-templated transcription. Gene Ontology annotation, molecular function: sequence-specific DNA binding; DNA-binding transcription factor activity. The record is from RefSeq and is a predicted model, not a curated record.